AUGGCCGACACCCAGGCAGCCGAUGUCCAUCCUUAUGCGUCUCCCUUGAUCACUUCAGAGCAGACUGCCAUACGGCGCAAGACCACGAGCUCGUCUACGUCCUUUGACGAGAAGAAAGGCCAUGCUGCCAAAGAUCCUGAGGUUGUCAUGUCCAACGACAAAGAAGAGGAUGGGAUCCCAACUUUUUAUCAGAGGUUCCGCCCGUUCAUCCUAGGAGCGGUCGCAGCUGUUAUCUUGGGUUGGUGGAUAAGUUCUAUAGUAUUGAAGGAUACACGACAUCGCUGGAUUGUCCAAACACUCUUUGCUUGGUUCUUCCUCCUUGUCAUUGCUUUCCGGUUUAUUCCCAACCGCGUUGUGUCGGAACCUGUCAGCGCAGUAUGGAUGCCGUUAGUUCAAGAACCAUGGUACAGAUUAAACCGUAGGUUACGACUGGCAAUCGGAUGGUUGUGUCUUCUCGGAAUUGUUUUCGGCUCGGCUUUUGGUUUCAAACUCGAGAAUGGUUCCAACUAUGGCGAUCGUGCAAUUUCAGUCCUUGGAUUGUUCAUCUUCCAAUGCGGCUUUGUGAUUUCGUCAAAGUCGCGUUCCACGAUUCCCUGGCCUACCGUUAUCGUUGGCUUAUUCAUCCAACAGGCUAUCGCUUUGUUUGUGCUCAAGAGUGGAGCUGGAUUCUCAAUCUUCAACUGGAUCGCAACUCUGGCGGCUGAUUUUCUAGGCCAAUCUAAAGCGGGAGCAGCCUUCUUCUUCGACGCUGAAACUGUGGCGAAAAGUUGGUUCUUCGUGAACACUCUCGCGGCGAUUAUCUUUUUCGUUGCGUUUGUGCAAAUGAUGUACUACCUUGGGGUGAUGCAAUGGAUACUGAAAAACUUUGCCUGGUUCUUCUUCAAAUUACUGGAUGUAUCCGGUGCUGAAGCCGUUGUGGCCGCUUCAUCUCCGUGGAUUGGUCAGGGAGAAUCUGCCUGUUUGGUUAGACCAUACGUUGACCUCAUGACAGAUUCGGAGUUGCACUUGACGAUGACCUCUGGGUUCUCAACAAUUGCUGGGUCUGUCAUGUCUGCCUACAUUUCCUUAGGGGUUCCACCGGAGAACUUGGUAACCUCCUCCGUGAUGAGUAUUCCGGCGUCCAUUGCCAUAAGUAAGAUUCGAAUGCCGGAGGACGACGAGCCCGUCACUCGGGGUAAUAUUGUCAUUGAUCGCGGCGAAAGCAAAGAGCGGGCUCCGAGUAACGCUCUUCACGCUUUUAGCCAGGGCGCUGUUUUCGGUCUUAUCGUUGCUGGCCAGAUUCUGACUAACGUUCUCACUGUCCUAUCUUUGCUCAUCAUUGGUUAUAUAUUCUACCCUGUUACAUUCUUCUUGGGUGUUCCCCGGGCCGAGAUCCUCACGGUUUCCCGGUUGCUUGCGACAAAAUUGGUCGCGAACGAGUUCUCUGCAUACUUGGAGCUCAAAACAUUGAUGGCUAGUGAUGGUGCACUUUCACAGCGAGGAUAUACGAUUGCUUCAUAUGCGCUUUGUGGGUUUGCCAAUCUUGGCUCUCUCGGUAUCCAGAUUGGCGUACUUGGGGCGCUGGCACCCUCUAAGGGCAAGGUUAUUGCUCGCAUUGCUGUCUCAGCGAUGAUUUGCGGAUUUUUGUCUACGCUCCAGACCGCCAGUAUUGCAGGAAUGCUUGUAUGA
Desarmillaria tabescens is the source of this 1668-nucleotide messenger RNA. RefSeq names its product Na+ dependent nucleoside transporter C-terminus-domain-containing protein. The transcript is spliced from 12 exons. The record is from RefSeq and is a predicted model, not a curated record. NCBI's taxonomy places the organism in Eukaryota, Fungi, Basidiomycota, Agaricomycetes, Agaricales, Physalacriaceae. Gene Ontology annotation, cellular component: plasma membrane. The coding region runs from base 1 to 1668 and encodes 555 amino acids. Gene Ontology annotation, biological process: nucleoside transmembrane transport. Gene Ontology annotation, molecular function: symporter activity; nucleoside transmembrane transporter activity.